AUGUAUUAGCAGUACUAAGGAUAAUUUUUUUAGCAUGUUAGUAUUAUUGGAGAAUAGUAGUAUGCUAUUGAGUUUAAGUCUAGAUAUGAUGAUUGCGAUUAAAAUCCUAAAGAAAAUAUUUAGUUGAAUAUUGUUCAAAGAAUCGAAGAAUCCUCUGAAUCUGGUAUUACUUUUAAUCAGAUUAGAAUAGGUGGAGAUCAAGGCCUUCUUAAAUAGGAUUGGGUUAGUAAAAUUAGUGGAAAAAAACCUUCUGUAAUAGUUUAUCUUUUAGAAAUGGUUCCAGCACAAAUGCAGGCAUUAUUUGCAAAAUUCUAAGAAACAAAAAGGAUAUUGUCAAGCAAAACUUCUAAUAACUAGCAAAAAAUGAUGACAAAAGUGAUUGUUAUCCUCUUUUCUAAAGCAGGAGUUGGCCCAGAAGUAGAUAUUGCAAAUGCUCAAAUAAAACAAGCAUUAGAAAUAGAUUCUAAAAAUAUUUUUAAUUUGCCAUUGACUCAAGAUGCUAUUUACUUAAAUAUUCGCAAAAUAAAGAAGCUUAUUGUAGAAUAUGCAAAUAACUAUUAUGAUGAAAAGUAUAAAAAAUAUAAGAAAAACAUAUCAAAGCAUAAUGAUCUUAUUGCUAAUGAAAAAAAUUUGACUCUUCACUUCAAAAUGGCUAUCAUAGACGAACAAAAUCUUAGGAUAGAUAAAGCAAAAAAGCAUUAUCAAAGUGCAUAUUCAGAAUGUGAGAGCUUGAUGACUUCCUAUCGUAUGCAUGCAAAUAAGACAAUUAUUCCAAACAAUUAAGAAAGCAUAGAUUCUAACUAUGAAAUGAUUAUGAAACUUGAAGAACUUAGAUAUAUAGCAGAUGCCAUUAAAAUCAGAUAGCUUAUUAUUCUCAUUCAAGAAAAGCAACAUCAAGAAGCAAUUUAGCUAUUUAUCAUCCACUAUAAGAAGUUUAAGGAGAGUGUUGAUUAUUUUGAUACUAUUUUCUAAUUUGAAGAAUAUAAGUGGAGAACUGAAUUAUUCAAAGUCUUUAUUACAGAGAUGUAAAAAGAAUCUUUAAACAAGAGUUCUUUUAUAGAUUAAAACCUUUUCAAUUUGAUUAUAGGAUGUGUUAUAUAUGGACAUGAAAGAUUUUUGCUAUUCUAAGGAUUUAAAAAUAUAGAAUAAAAUCAGAGUUCAGAAUUUUAAGUUAUUAAAAAGCCUCCUAUUUAUUUUGGAAGACAGAACUACAUAGUCUAAGCAAGUCAAAGAGUUAGCUAUAAUGAAUAAAAAGUACAAAUUACUAGGAUGGUCAAGAACGAAAGAUUGUUCUAAGAAAAUAAAGAAAUCGAAAUGAAUAUGCUAAGCGAAAACCUUGCUUUCUUAAAUAUGUGUGAAGAAUUGUUCCCCUCAAUGAGUGAGCGUUAAAAAUUAAUAAUCUUAUAUAGAAGGUUAUAUAACUGUGCUUUGUCUCGUGACUUUGAAUAGUUUGUUAUGAUAGCUGAAGAAAUACUUCCUAAAUUGUCAAUUUAUAAAAUGAACGAAAUUAAAAUAUACAUUUUAGAGACAUAUGAAGGCUUUUUAAACAGCAACAACUAACCAGAAAAGCUGUUAAAUGUUAGUUUAUAGCUUUUGAUAUAGAAGGAAGAAACGAUUUAAGAAAAAUAAGAGAGAGCUGUUGGCAUUCUUAAAUAAUUAGAAAAAUUACAAAAAAAUGAUGAUGUUAUGAUUUAAAUUGAAAAAGAAAACUUUGCUUUUAAAAUUGAAAUUGAGUUUUUACAAAACAGGAUAAAAGCAUUUGAAAAAAGCAAUGCAGUUUUUAAAUUUACUAAUUUUACUCCUGCACUCCAAAUAUAUAAGAAAGUUGUGAUAAAUCUUAAUGACACUACCUAAACCAUUGAAUUCGAAAUGAACUUAGAUAAAAAUAUAAACAGCUUUGAAAAAUAAAUAGAAUUUGUUGCAAAUAAUUUGAAAGUAAAAACCAUCAGCAUUGAAAGCAUCGUUUUGUCAUCUGAAAUCACUUCAUCUUCUGGAAAAAAACUUUCUUUAAAUGUAUUUGUACCUGCCACCAUUCUAAAAUAUAAAAAUUAUUCAUAGCUUCUGAUAGAAAAGCCUCAUGAACCCUCUGUUGAAAUCUCAUUCAAGAAGAAAGAUUAAAUUUUCUUAAACGAGCUUUUUAAUUUACAAAUUUGUUCUUCAUAUUUAGAUGGAACUACUGAUUACCUUGUACUUAAAAAUCCUCAAUUAUUUUUUUAUGAGUGCAUAGUUAUAAAAGAUAAAAAUUAAACAAUCACAGUUGAUCACUCUGAUAACGAAGUUUUUUAAUUGAAUGGACAACAAAAACUCCCUUUAAAAAGCUAAUAGUUGAUUCCACUUAACUUUGAAAUAGGAGAUUAAAUCAUUACUAAGCUAAUGCUGAGAGUGAAUAAGAUGCAAGAGGAUACUAAAUUCCUAGCCCUUGUAAAAUAUUCUAUAUUCAAUAAAAAGACAAAUGUAGAAGAACCAAGAUAAACUCAAAAAAUCUUAGAUAUAAAAGUUAAACAUCCAUUCUCAUUAAAUACAAAAUGGGGAGUCUCAAAUAGUCAAUAACAAAACUAAGAAACUAAAAAAAAAAAUUAAAUAUAAGAAAAAAAUGAUUUAGUUUAUCUCCCUUCUCAUUAGCUUUGCAAUUUAUAAAUAAAAUUAACUUCAUAGAUGGAAAAUAUGAUUAUCUACUCAGUGAAAGUCAACAUGAAUAAAGAAAUCAAUUAGAUCAGAUUAAUUAGAGAUUUUAAUACUUAAAAAUAAAGACUGGCUUUACAUGAAAGUCUUUCUCUCACGUAAUAUAUUUAGACAUUAAGCCACUCUCCUAAAUUUAAAUACGGAAACAUAUAAAUUUAAUAUGCUACUCAAGAUGAUCUAUAGGAUAACAAUUAACUAAAUACUUAUUAAGCUGAUUUAAGCAAUAUUAUUGUGGAAUCUAAAGGAAUUAAAGUAGAAGUAGAAUAUCCAGAAGUUGCCAAAUUAGGUGAGCUAUUUGAAAUGGUAGUUAAAAUUACCAAUAUGUACACUAAGCCUUACGAUUUAAAAAUUAUACUUAACGAAAGAGAAUCAAAGAAGUUUUUAUUAUCUGGUAAAAUAAUUAGCAGAGAAUAAGUAGAAUCUUAAAAAACAAUUAAAGUAUUCUACAAACUAAUACCCGUUGAAAUAGGAAGAUUUAGACUACCUGGAUUUUAAAUAGAAUAGAAAUAUGAAGAAACGUACUCAAUAAUAUAUGAUUCUCAUAGCUAAAAACAUAUUGUCAUUCUUCCUUAACUAUCUUGA
Molecule: messenger RNA, 3264 nt
Organism: Tetrahymena thermophila SB210
Lineage: Eukaryota; Ciliophora; Oligohymenophorea; Hymenostomatida; Tetrahymenidae
Product: glycosyl hydrolase family 85 protein
Exons: 15
Source: RefSeq, a predicted model, not a curated record